Molecule: messenger RNA, 1488 nt
Organism: Alternaria ventricosa
Lineage: Eukaryota; Fungi; Ascomycota; Dothideomycetes; Pleosporales; Pleosporaceae
Exons: 2
Coding region: 1-1488 (495 amino acids)
Source: RefSeq, a predicted model, not a curated record
AUGUCUGAGACACCCGUUGCAGAGCCAGCGCCAGCACCCGCUGCUGCAGUAGUACCACCCCAAGAAGGUGCACCUGCAACACCAAAUGGCGACGCCACAGACGGGCCCAAAAAGCUCUCACCAGCGGAGUUGAAAAAGCAAAGGGCGGCCGAGAAGCAAGCAAAGCGAGCCCAAGCCAAGGCUGCGGCUGGUGCACCAAACCAACAGCAAGGACCUCCAAAGGACACCCAGAAACAGCAAAAAGACUCGAAGCAGACACCAAAAGACGACAAGUCAAGACCACAGCCACCAUGGCGGCGCUCAUCGCAAGCCGUACCAGUCGUGAAAGACCCAGAGAGAAAGACGAAGAAAGAGAAGGAACCAAAACAGACUGGUCUGUUCUUUGGUCAUCUCUACAGCCAGCCGAAGCAGCAGUCUCUUGUCGGCGCGUCAAAAGAUGUACAUCCUGCGGUUCUGGCGCUGGGCCUACAGUAUAGCAGCUACGCCAUAUGUGGUAGCACGGCACGUAUGGUGGCCAUGCUCUUGGUAUUCAAGACAGUGAUCGAGGCCUAUCAAACACCCCCAGGAAACAGUUUGGCCCGGCAUCUAACCAGCCAUCACCUUGGUCCUCAGAUCGAGUUUCUGAAGAGCUGUCGACCGCUCAGCAUCAGUAUGGGAAACGCAAUCCGGUGGCUCAAGGAUAUCAUCAUCAAGAUAGAUCCUUCAACUCCGGAGAAUGAGGCAAAGCGAGACCUGAUUGAGGAGAUCGACAUAUUCAUCCGCGAACGUGUCACAGCUGCUGACCGGCUCAUUCGUGACCUGGCAGCUACCAAGAUCCAAGCUGGUGAUGUCAUCCUGAUCUACGCGGCAUCUUCGAUUGUCGAACAGACCAUCAUACAUGCUCACCAGUCCGGCAAACCCUUCUCAGUCAUCGUCGUGGACUCAAAGCCAUUAUUCGAGGGCAAGCAGCUAGCUCGGAAACUCGCAAACCACGGCAUCUCAGUACGCUACUAUCUCAUCACAGGAGCUUCGCAUGCUGUUAAGGACGCGACGAAGGUCUUCCUGGGUGCUCACGCGAUGAUGUCGAACGGCCGCCUCUACUCGCGCGUUGGCACAGCUCUGGUUUCCAUGCUUGCCUACUCUCACUCGUUGCCCGUCAUCGUACUCUGUCAAUCAGUGAAGUUCACUGAGAAGGUAGCGCUGGACUCCAUCGUCGGAAACGAAGUCGCCCCUGCCGAGGAAAUCCUCUCCGAGGCUGAGCGCCGCGAGCUCCUUCCUCUCAAGUCACGAUUUACGGCUUCAAAGAGCGACGACAAGUCGUCAUCAGAGGAGGCACCUGCCGAUACCACAGACGUUCUGAAAUGGAUUGACGAUGCAAAGAACCUGCACCAUCUCCAAGUGCUCUACGACGUCACGCCCGCGCAGUACAUCAACAUGGUCAUCACCGAAUACGGCAGCUUGCCACCAAGCUCGGUCCCCGUGGUCCACCGACUGAGUACGAACAUAUAA